AUGCAGUUCAAAUUGAAAGUUCUCGUAGUCUCUUCCCUUUUUGUGCUGGCACUUGGUCAGGAAGUGAGAUCUCGUGCUGAUUAUUCCAAAGACAUUAAACUGGAUAAUCCUGUGGGUUUCAGUGAAAAGGCGGGAAAAGCUCAAAGAGCUCGUCAGGGACGAUUCUUUGGCCUCCUGAGUCUCUUGGCGGGACUUUCUCUUUCUGACGAAUUCCUCUUUGACUCCGACACAUGGGCAGAUCAUCACAAAGGAGGAGUGAAUAUCAAUACGAAACUCCAGACAUCUCCAUAUGGAUUUGGAUGGCCAUAUGGACCGAGAUAUGUUCCUGUCUUGAUUCCUGCUUCGUAUUUGAGCUCUCUGAAGUAUAGUCCUGACCAGAAGCUUCCAGAAAGCUCAAAUCAACAAAUAGUGAACAUCGAUUCCCCGGUGAAGAAAGAGAGUUAUAAAGAAGUGACUUCAGGACAGAUUUCUGGGCAGAAAAAUAGUGCAAGUGCUGAGAGAUUUACAAGAGAAGCUGCAGAACUUCAGAACAGAACAGAUAUGGAUGCUAGUGGAAUGGAAACUAAUGCAACAGUUGAGGAAAUUCUUGAGAAGCCCAUGAAUCAGUCAGAGAACCUUGUGAUGGAGAAUGAGGGAAUGACGGAAAAUGAGGGAAUGAUGGAAAUUGGGGGAAUGAUGGAAAAUGUAACCCAACCCAUUCCCACAGAAUCCACAGGAAUGUCCCAGAGUCACGAACAGACGACUCCAGUGAGUUUUGAGGUGGGAAUGAUGCCAGAAAUUGAGCACCUUGCUGAAAAUCUCACGAUCAACGAACUGGAAAAGCCAUCUAGUUGGAUCCCAUCGGGAAAUUCAUCUUACUACAGGAAGUACCCAACAUCUAUCAAUAUCGAUGAUAUCCGCUUUACGACUUUGUACCCACCUCUGGGAACUCCACCUCCAGAUCAUGAAGAUUUCCAAGCCAGUCCUGAAGAUGAAAGUCAUUUUCGGAGAGCACCUGAUACAUUCCAGCCAGUUAUUCAGGUGCCCAUCUUUUGGAGAAGUCGUUGA
This is a messenger RNA of Phlebotomus papatasi, 1047 nucleotides long. RefSeq lists its product as uncharacterized. Bases 1 to 1047 code for a protein of 348 amino acids. The transcript is spliced from 3 exons. NCBI's taxonomy places the organism in Eukaryota, Metazoa, Arthropoda, Insecta, Diptera, Psychodidae. The record is from RefSeq and is a predicted model, not a curated record.